Passer montanus (Eurasian tree sparrow) is the source of this 3955-nucleotide messenger RNA. RefSeq names its product ADAM metallopeptidase with thrombospondin type 1 motif 8 (gene ADAMTS8). The record is from RefSeq and is a predicted model, not a curated record. Gene Ontology annotation, biological process: proteolysis; extracellular matrix organization. The transcript is spliced from 9 exons. Bases 1 to 2397 code for a protein of 798 amino acids. Gene Ontology annotation, molecular function: zinc ion binding; metalloendopeptidase activity. Lineage: Eukaryota; Metazoa; Chordata; Aves; Passeriformes; Passeridae.
AUGUCAAAGCCGGGGGGAGAAAGUAUAAAUACAGCGGGCUCGGCGGCCGGCGCGGAGGCUGCGGGGGAAGAGCCCGGGGGGUGCGGGGCCGUGCCGUGCCGUGCCGUGCCGGGAUGGGGCGGCGGGCGCUGCUGGGCGGCCGGGCCCCGCUCCACCUGCCCGGGAGCGGGCCCCGGGCCCGGCCCCGAGCCGCCCCGCAGGGCGCCGCGCUUCGUGUCGCAGGCCCGCUACGUGGAGACGCUGCUGGUGGCUGACGCGUCCAUGGUGCGCUUCUACGGGGAGGACGUGGAGAACCACGUCCUGACCCUGAUGUCCAUGGCAGCUCGCAUCUACAAGCACCCCAGCCUGAGGAACUCCAUCAGCCUGGUGGUGGUGAAGGUGCUGGUGGUGGAGGAGGCAGCAGCAGGGCCCGAGGUGUCUGACAAUGGUGGGCUCACCCUGCGCAACUUCUGCAGCUGGCAGCAAAGGUUCAACCCCCCGAGCGACCGGCACCCGGAGCACUACGACACUGCCAUCCUCCUCACCAGACAGGACUUCUGUGGCCACCAAAGCUGUGACACGCUGGGCGUGGCCGAUAUCGGCACCAUGUGCGACCGCAACAAGAGCUGCUCCGUGAUCGAGGACGAGGGCCUGCAGGCAGCCUACACCCUGGCUCAUGAACUGGGCCACGUGCUCAGCAUGCCCCACGACGACUCCAAGAACUGCGAGCGGCUCUUCGGGCCCCUUGGCGAGCACCACGUGAUGGCCCCGCUCUUCAUCCACUUGAACAAGAGCCAGCCCUGGUCCCCUUGCAGUGCCAUGUACCUCACCGAGUUCCUGGAUGGAGGGCAUGGUGACUGCCUGCUGGACGCGCCGGCCGAGCCCGUGUCCCUGCCAGCCGAGCUGCCCGGCCAGAGAGCCCUGUACAGCCUGGACCAGCAGUGCCAGCAGAUCUUUGGCAAGGACUUCCAGCACUGCCCCAACACCACGGAGGAGGACAUUUGUGCCCAGCUGUGGUGCAGGACGGGCAGUGGGGAGCCCCUGUGCCACACCAAGAAUGGCAGCUUGCCAUGGGCUGAUGGAACGCCCUGCAAAGCCGAGGGGCUGUGCUGGGAUGGGCGCUGUGUGCAGCAGGAGGCCCUGAAACCCCAGGCAGCGCUGGACGGCGGCUGGGGCCCCUGGGGCGCGUGGGGCUCCUGCUCGCGCAGCUGCGGGGGAGGCAUCCAGUUCUCGCACCGCCACUGCGACAGCCCCCGGCCCCGGCACGGCGGCAGCUACUGCGAGGGCCAGAGAACCAGGUACCAGUCCUGCCACACCCAGGAGUGCCCGCCGGAUGGGAAAAGCUUUCGGGAGCAGCAGUGUGAGAAGUACAACAGCUACAACUUCACCGACCUGGAAGGGAAUCACUUGGAGUGGGUUCCUAAGUACGCCGGAGUGUCCCCACGAGACAGAUGCAAACUCUUCUGCCGAGCCCGAGGGAGGAGCGAAUUCAAAGUCUUUGAGGCCAAAGUGAUCGAUGGGACGCUGUGUGGCCCAGAGACCCUCUCCAUCUGCGUGCACGGGCAGUGCAUCAAGGCUGGCUGUGAUCACGUCAUUGGCUCCUCCAAGAAGCUGGACAAGUGCGGGGUGUGCGGUGGCAAUGGCUCCACGUGCAGGAAAAUAUCCGGCUCGCUCAACAGAUCCAAAUACGGCUACAAUGACAUUGUCACCAUCCCCGCCGGAGCCACCAACAUCGACAUCAAACAGCGCAGCCACCGAGGGGUGCGGCACGACGGCAAUUACCUGGCCCUGAAGACCCUUGAGGGCAAGUACCUGCUCAAUGGAGACUUUGCCAUCUCAGCCAUGGAGCAGGACAUCCUCAUUAAGGGCACCAUCCUGAAGUACAGCGGCUCCAUGACCACUCUGGAGAGGCUGCAGAGCUUCCGACAGCUCCCGGAGCCCCUGACCGUGCAGCUGCUGACGAUUGCCAGCGAGGUCUUCCCACCCAAAGUCAAGUACACCUUCUUCAUCCCCAAGGACGUCCCUUUCAGCAAGCAGAAGGGCAAAGAGAAGAAGUCAGUCAACGUCAUCCGACCGAUGCUGACCUCCCAGUGGGUGCUGGGGGACUGGUCCGAGUGCUCCAAGACGUGUGGCUCCGGCUGGCAGCGGCGGACGGUGGAUUGCCGGGAUGUGGAGGGUCAAACCUCCUCUGCCUGCAACAGAUCCCUCAAGCCUGAGGACAUCAAGCCCUGUGGAGACGUGCCCUGCCCUCUCUGGCGCCUGGGUCCCUGGUCCCCCUGCUCCCAAACGUGCGGCGAGGGCGUGCGGACGCGCAGCGCCUCCUGCAUUGACUACGCCGGGAAAAUCACCGCCCCCGAGAAGUGCAGCUCGCCGGGGCCAGCGCCGGCCACCGCGGCCUGCGUGCUGCAGCAGUGCUGAGCCACGCCGGACUGCUCGGGGCCAGGGCUGCAGGGCUUCCACCACGCUGGGGCAGGACAGCAAGGGUGCCGUGGACCGCUCUCCAGUGGUUCGUCCCCACCGCGUCGAUGUCUACCUCAGAGGGGAGAAUAACGGCAGCAAAACAGGGAGGAAUCACUUCUUUUCCUUUCUUUCUUCCUUUUCUUUCUGGCUGGCUGCUCGCAGGCAAGUUGUAACUUAAAGGGAAAAAUAGGCAUAUCUGUAGGGUGUUUCCAAAGAGCUGGAUGUGGUUGCAGAUUGCUUUUGUAGGGUUUGCUGGGGUUUGGCACUGGAGAAAAUGGGGAGCCUGGUUUUGCUCUCUCCCCAUCCCAGCUGCAGGUCAAGGAGGUCCGGGGUGGAUGUCUUUGCUGAUAGAACUGGGAUUUCUUCACAAAAGGCAUGGAAUGGGUUGCCAUCCCCUCCCUGCAGCAGUGUGGGUGUCCUUGAGCAUGAGGAGUGUUUUAUCAGCUGUGGGUUACACUUGGGAGAUAAAUUGCUUGUGUGAAUGGGAGAAGGAAUAAGCUGAGAGCCAGAUCCUAGCAUGAAUCAGGCAGGAGGACAGGUGAGAGGUGGUUUCUGCUGGAUUUAUAAUCUACAAGGUGACAAACCUCUGUCUCCAAACACCCCCAGCACCUGCGGCCAUUCCUAGAGCUGUUACCUCACACCUCUGUUUCCCCAGCUAUAAAACCAAGGCUUAAUUACACCGGAUCUGUCUUACAGGGCCACUGUGAGGAUUAAUUAAUUCCUAAUUCUGCAGUGCUUUGACUGUGAAAUGCCAGUUGUGAUGCCCUCUGGAGCAGGCACUCUGGUGUGCCAGCAUUUCCUUUCCCAUCCUUGACUUUCAGUCCCCUGUGGGCCCAUUUUUUCAGCUCUGCUGUAAUUUUGGAGAUAAUUCACUAGCAUGGUUCUGCAGCAGGGAUGAGCCCAGGAUCUGUAGAUCAUGCCAGAGGUGACCAGUGCUGCUCUUCACCUCUGCUUUCCUGGGAUAUUUGAGAAUGCUCAGAUCUGGUGCCAGCUCCAGCCUCGCUUGAGCAGUUCUCAGUCCAGAACCAAGCCUGGCAAAGCUGGAGCUGCUCUUUCCCGGUGGGAAGCAGCCCCAGCCCUCUCCCAGCCCAGCUGCUGCCUGGCCCCAGCACAGAUGGCUGUUCAGACCCUGAACUUUGCCCUUUGCAAAGCAAUUGCUGGCCAUGUGCUGGCAGCAGCCUGUGCCUGGGGAGCAGGGAUGGAAUUUGGAAAGAUUUUGCUGUUGCUGGAUGAGCAAUUCAGUAUCUCCAGGCUCCUCUCAUACCCUGCCUUGGCUUCCUUUUUGGCAGCAAAAUGUUGAAUUUCCAGUGGGAUCUGCCUUUUUCUCAUAGGAAGGGGAGGAGGGCUGGAAUGUUUGAUGUUUCAGAUUCCCCAUUCACAUUUAUGGAGCAAAUCCUUUUCCUUGUCCCUUUUGCCUGAGCAAGCCAAGCUCGUGUGAGACCCUUUCCUGGCUGUGCAGACAGGUUUGGAAUGGGAUGGUGGGAUGAGCUGCUCUGCUGCAGACAGAAACCUGAAA